Messenger RNA from Dichomitus squalens LYAD-421 SS1, 1527 nucleotides. RefSeq lists its product as uncharacterized. Bases 427 to 1527 code for a protein of 366 amino acids. The transcript has 2 exons. The record is from RefSeq and is a predicted model, not a curated record. NCBI's taxonomy places the organism in Eukaryota, Fungi, Basidiomycota, Agaricomycetes, Polyporales, Polyporaceae.
GAAGACAUCGUAUACCAAGUAUUCGAGUUGCUGCGAGUGGACGUCGUGUAUACCAGUGUGCGGCCCGAGGACGCGACCCUAUGUCGUCAAGCGCUUGCUCGGUCGGCUCGGUCCUGCAAGGCUUUCGCUUCUCCAGCACUAACAAUCCUAUGGAGAUCUCUGCCCAGCGACCAGCCUUUACUUGAGCUACUGUAUAUCCUUGGCAUUGUGGAGAGCUCAUCCGACUACGCUCCCACAGCGUACAACACCGGCAUCGGUCUCAGCGAUACGCCUAUCAAUCUUCCUGUCUUGAGCGUCCAGGAGAAUGUAAGAGCACACCCUCAGUGGCAACAUUUCUUGCGGCAUGCUUCCCAUGUUCGUCAGAUCAGAUUAGACCCCUUCAGGUCGUCCGCGGGCUCAGCUAUCUGGCCAGAGAUAGCGUUCUCCAUGGACGGUAUCCCGAUAUUACCUCGACUCACCUCGGUCUACGUGACUUCCAUAUUCUCACCAUUGCGUGGCCGUGUCCUCUCUUGCCACAAUCUUGGAUGCCUUGCUCUCAUCCAUCCAUCCAUACGGGGGCUCCGGCUGCGACUAUCCAGAAAGGGCAAGGUCGAUGAGGCACUCCACCGCAUCAUGUCUCAUAUUGCUGCCACGGCCCAGAGCCUGGAAUACUUCCGCAGCAUGUACUCUCCCGCGCAUCUUGGCAAUCCAGGACUUCUAACCCACUUUACCCGUAUACGCCACGUGACGAUCGAUGGCGAUAUCCAUCCCAGCGACCUGCGAGAUGUGGCUAAACUCUCUGGUCUUAGACGUCUGUCCAUCCCUCUUUACACGUCGCUGUCCAGUGAGCGUCUCGUCUCGUCUUCCAUAACGGAUCUCCAUGUGGAGGAUCCUUGGAACGUGCUUGGUGGUUUCUUGGAACGCGCGCACGUUCCCCAGCUGCGGUCACUCCAUAUCAUCACAGAGAGUUCCGCGAAGUCACCACUUGGGGCAGACGCCUCUCAGCUCCUUCACAUCGUGGCUACCGUGUUCACGACGCUGGAGAUACUGUCCAUCGAGUGGAAAGAUGACUGUGCACGACGCGUGGACGCCCCCAUCCGCGCGCCGUACAGUGCAGGGCGGCUGGCGGACAUCACGGAGCCCCUUCUACCUCUGCGCGCCCUCCGCGAGGUGUCGCUGGACUUUAGGGGCUACGACCUCGAAUACACGUCCCGAGACGUGCAAGCGCUCUCUGAGGCCUGGCCUAGCUUGGAGGAGCUCCGUCUGAACUUCCGAACGGCCAUUGGACCCCGCUCCGGGAUAGAGUCGCUUACCCACUUGGCACACAAUUGUCCGCACCUACGCAUCCUGGAUCUGCCAGGGAUGGAUGCCGCAGACGACGCACUUGCCGCGGCCUGGACUCCUGCGGCCUCGCAUCCGAAUCUGUACGGGCUUGUCAUUGAGCGCGUGGUCUUCCAAGGGAUGGACGAAGCCAAGAUGUGGCAGUUCAUCGCGCGACAGUUCCCGAAGGCCGCUCGACGCGCCACGGUCGGCCCGAAGAACUAUUGA